AAAAUGCGAUAGAUCGGUAUAUAAACGCGGCGAAUUUUACAGUAUAUCACUUCAACAUUUUAACCGAUACUACUGUAUAUUCAAAAUAUAAACUACUUUGAUAAAUAUUCAAGGGAGGCUCUUUUAAAAGGAAUCGAGAAAAAUGGCGCUUCCUAACGGUCCGAUGGAGAUUGUUUUUUCCUUUGACACAACCGGAAGUAUGUACGAAUGUAUUGAGGAAGUUCGUGGCAGAGUCUCUGACAUGAUACAGCGUCUUCAAGCAGAUAUACCGGGUAUUAAAAUAGCUAUAUUUGCGCAUGGCGACUAUUGCGACAAAGGAACCGCUUACGUCACAAAAUUCAUUGACUUUACUGAUGACGUCGCUAAGGCCGUUGAUUUUGUAAAAAAUGCAAAAAACACUUGGGGUGGUGGAGAUGGAGGGGAGUGUUAUGAAUUGGUUAUGCACGAGGUUCGGACAAAACUGUCCUGGACACCAGGUUCUCAAAGGGCACUUGUUUUAAUUGGUGAUGACGGUCCACACGGACCAAGCUUUCGCCAAAAUAAGUUAAAACUGGAUUGGAGAAAGGAAGCUGACAGUCUGGCGUCUAUUGGCGUCCGAAUAUACUCUGUUCAGUGUGAUGAUUAUGAACCGGCAGAUUACUUUUACGCCGGCAUCGCGCAGAGAACUGAUGGUCAACAUCUCAGGUUGAAAGAUUUCAAAAAUCUCUUUGACUUUUUGAUGACAGUUUGCUAUAGGGAAAGGGGUGACGAUCUUUUCCAUAACUAUGAGAAAGAAGUUCGUUCAAGGGAUGGCAAGGUUCAUAAAGAUUUAGAUAAGUUAUUUGGUGUCUUACGGAAACAAUCAUCAAAUGCCUCCAUGUCUGCUGGAAGUUCCACUCAGGUGGUAUCAAAAUCAAAACGUAAUACAACAUCCAAAGGCAUUAAGAAUACUAAAACACCUGCAACUUCUUUGAAGCAGAAUACAACAACUUCAAAGAAACAAAUUAGAAUUAAAUCACCAAUUUCAAAGCCAGGCAUAUCUAGAGUCUCAAAGCGAGCUACGCCAGCUAAAAUGCAAUCGACACAGAAGAAACAAAUGAGAAAAACAUCGACGCCUGCUUCAACAUUCAAAAGGUACGAGGAGAAAUACUUACCGAAAUUACGUCGGGAAAAUGUCCCUCAGAGUAACUUUGCCUUGAGAGAACUGCAGUGGUCUCCUUGGAAAAUUGCUAUUGCACCAGAUGAACAGAAGCAACUGAAAAUUACUUGUGCUCGGGCAGGAGACGGGUGCGGCUACAGAGCUGAGGAAAUUUUCAAAGGCAAAACACAAGUACCAGCCUUGUAUGAAGUUUCUGUACAGACAAAUCAUCGCGCAAAAAGACAUAUCAUGUAUCAUAAACUGUCAUGCAAAGGGUUUCGUUCAUUGAAUUCAAAAUGGGAAAAUCGUUUACUAGGUAACUCGAACAUAACUGCACAAAUUGACAGUGUUGUAAAGAAAGGUUGUUGUGUUUACAUCCGAAGGGUGCUAUUAACAAAGCCAAAGAUGUUGAAUGAGGCUAACAAGUGUCUCACUCGAUAUGACUAUGCUUGGAAUGUGGUUAAAUCAGAACGAACCGGUCAUCGACAGGUUACAAAGAACUCGAUUGAUAUUUCAAACGAAAUGGAUAUUUCAUAAUUUAUGGCAACGUGUAGAGAAAGAAUCACCAUUACGAUAUAUGAAAUUUGCAGAAUUAACUGUGAUAAAGUGAUUGUCAAACGACGACACAUGCAUUAUGUAAUACUAGAGUCAGCUAACAAUCAUUGGUGGUCAGUA
This is a messenger RNA of Ruditapes philippinarum (Manila clam), 1792 nucleotides long. RefSeq lists its product as uncharacterized. The transcript has 2 exons. The record is from RefSeq and is a predicted model, not a curated record. Lineage: Eukaryota; Metazoa; Mollusca; Bivalvia; Venerida; Veneridae. The coding region runs from base 143 to 1654 and encodes 503 amino acids.